AUGCCUGAAAAAUCGAAGAAACACAGAGUAGUUAUUCCUUGGUCGACCCAUUUUAAAGAAGAGCAUAAAAAAGUCACCAACCUUUACGUGAAAAACAAAAUACGGACGACAAAAUACCGGUUUUGGUCCUUUAUACCGAGGAAUCUCUUUGAACAGUUCCAUAGAGUUGCCAAUCUGUACUUCCUAUUUAUAGUGUUGCUUAACUGGGUUCCAGCGGUGGAGGCCUUUAGGAAGGAAAUCACCAUGAUCCCCCUGUGUGUGGUUCUCACCAUUAUUGCAGUGAAAGACGGCCUGGAGGACUACACAAAGUACAAACUCGACAAGAAGAUAAACAAUUUCGUCACCAGGGCGUAUUGUAGAAAAGCGAGGGACUACGUGAAUAGGUUUUGGAGCGACGUUGCCGUGGGUGACUUUAUCCGACUGUCGUGUAACGAGGAGAUUCCAGCGGACAUGAUCCUGAUCUAUUCCAGUGACGGGGAUGGAAUCUGCCACCUUGAGACCUCAAGCCUGGACGGAGAGACCAACCUGAAGCAGAGGCAGGUGGUAAAAGGCUUUGCUGAGCAGGCCUAUGAAAUUAAUCCAGAAGAAAUUAUAUGCAGAAUAGAAUGUGAGAGUCCGAACAAUGACCUUAACUCCUUCCGGGGCUUCAUUGAGAAUGUGGAUCAGGAGCGAGUGGGCCUAAAUAAGGACAACCUGUUGAUGCGUGGAUGUAUUGUCAGAAACACCGAAGCUGUUGUCGGGAUUGUGGUGUACGCAGGUCACGAAACAAAAGCCAUGUUAAACACAACAGGAGCUCGCUACAAGCGAAGUAAACUAGAGAAGAGAAUGAACAAAGACAUCCUCUGGUGUGUGUUGCUUCUGAUAGUGAUGUGUUUUAUCGGGGCGAUCGGCCACCGGCAUUGGCUAAGUGCCCACGAGAGACCCCCUCUCUACGCAAGCGGAAAAGAACUCCGUGCAGAAUUGGGAGGUUUUUUAAUGUUCUGGACGAUGAUCAUUUUAUUGCAGGUCUUGAUCCCAAUCUCUCUCUACGUGUCCAUUGAAUUUGUGAAACUGGGACACAUCUUUCUGAUCCGGAAUGACCUGGAUUUAUACGACGAAGCCUCCGAUCGAAAGAUUCAGUGCGGAUCGCUGAAUAUCGCAGAAGAUCUGGGCCAGAUCGAAUACAUUUUCUCGGACAAAACCGGAACGCUGACAGAGAAUAAAAUGGUGUUUCGGAGAUGUAGCAUUGCGGGAUUAGAAUACGGCCACGAAGAAAAUGCCAAAAGACUGGAAACGUAUCAAGAUUACGAAGAGGAAGAAGAGGACGCAGCCUUUUUCUCCUCCCACUCUUCGCUGAGGCACGCAGCCAGGGCGAGGUUCUUCAGCCACAGGUCCAGCGAAUUUCUGAAUACCCGGAUUCUUCCCAGGACCAGCAGCAUGGGACUUGGUAGCUGGAGACACCUCGCUUUCAGCAGCCCUCUGGAGACGGACGUUGUGCCAGAUAUGCGACUAUUAAAAAAAGUGAACCGGGUCUCAUCCAGAGCAUACUACUAUCCAGGCAAACAGAAACUGAUCCCGGAAAUAGUGUACAUCACUGAAUUCUUCAUAGCCCUGGCAAUUUGCAACACGGUGGUCGUCUCAGAACCUGACCAACCACGACUUAGGUUAUUGGACACUCUGGAAAUGCCAGCGGGGUCCCCUAGCCCCAAAAAGCCAGACAUUUUAAGAUUACCGGAAGACCGCCCGGACCGAUUGUCGUACGAGUCGUUAAAUAUUCCAGAGAUCUGUUACGAGGCCGAGAGUCCCGACGAAGCGGCCUUGGUGCACGCUGCCAGGGCUUACCAAUGCACCUUGAAAGCUAGAAGUCCCGAUCAGGUGCAGAUCGACUUUGCGUCUUUGGGAAUGCUAACGUUCCAGCUUUUGCACCUGUUGCCUUUCGACUCCGUCCGCAAACGUAUGUCCGUGGUGGUGAAGCAUCCCAUGUUAAACCAAGUGGUGGUGUACACGAAAGGAGCAGACGCCGCCAUCAUGAAUUUGCUGGACCUGGGAUUAACAGGCAAAGAUAAAAUAGCGGCACAGAGGAAGAUGGUCCAAGAAAGAACGCAGAGGCACUUAAACGAUUAUGCCAGACAAGGACUACGCACGCUUUGUAUCUCUAUGAAGGUGCUGAGCAACGAGGAGUAUGAAGAGUGGCUAAAAGGACAAUAUGUAGCCGAGAGCAGCAUAGAAAACCGAGAACAGCUACUUCUGGAGUCAGCGGAGAGACUUGAAAACAAAUUGACUCUGUUGGGCGCCACUGGAAUUGAAGACCGGUUGCAAGAGGGGGUUCCAGAAACCAUAGCGGCUCUUCGGAAAGCGGGAAUUAAUAUUUGGAUGCUAACGGGCGAUAAAAAGGAGACGGCCAUCAAUAUUGCUUAUUCCUGCAAAUUAUUGGACGGGUCGGACAAGCUUUUCACCCUGGACAGCGAGAAUUUGGAGACCUGUGCCCUUAAAGCAAAAAGCAUUUUGGAAGAUAUCGAUACCAGGACUGGCACCCCAAAGGCGGACAACACCCCAGGAACGGCGGCGUCCGCCGGGAGCUUUGCCUUAAUCAUAAACGGGCCGACGCUGGACUUUGCUCUGCACAAAAAGGUGAAGGACACGUUCAUGCAGCUUGCAAGGAAGGUCCGCGCGGUCAUCUGCUGCAGGGCCACCCCCCUGCAGAAGAGCAAAAUGGUGAAGCAGGCGCAGAAGGAGCUACAGGUGAUGACGUUGGCUGUCGGUGACGGGGCCAACGAUGUCAGCAUGAUUCAGGUGGCGGACAUUGGAAUUGGAAUUUCCGGGCAAGAAGGCAUGCAGGCUGUGUUAGCCAGCGACUUCGCAAUUUCUCAAUUCCAGCAUCUCAGGAAGCUGUUAUUUGUUCAUGGCCACUGGUGUUACACCCGACUGGCUAACAUGAUCCUCUACUUCUUUUACAAGAACGUGGCAUACGUCAAUCUCCUGUUCUGGUACCAGUUCUUUUGUGGGUUUUCAGGAACGCCCAUGAUUGAUUAUUGGAGUCUGAUUUUCUUCAAUCUCCUCUUCACAUCGGUACCACCCGUCAUAUAUGGGGUUUUAGAUAAAGAUAUCUCUGCAGAAACUCUCCUGAACCAUCCGGAGCUUUACAAAGCCAGUCAGAAAGAUGAGCCAUACGUGGGUGUAGCAUUUGCAAUGAACUUGGUGGAUGCCUUUUACCAAAGCCUGGUUUGCUUUUUUAUCUGCUACUUCACAUUCCGAGAUUCUGAUGUAGAUAUCUAUUCUUUUGGAAAUCGUAUGAAUACUACCAUGUUCUUUAUAAUAUUACUACAUCUUCUGAUUGAAAGUAAAAAUGUGACUAUUAUCCAUUUCUCAGUUUUGGGGGGUAGCAUCUUCCUAUAUUUCUUCAUUCUUGGGCUGCUGGGAGCUUUCUGUGUCCUCUGCAACCCACCAGCAAAUCCCUACUGGAUUAUUCAGAGGCAAUUAAUGAAUCCGAUGUUUUAUCUUGACUUCACGAUCGCAGUUACUCUGGCUUUGCUUCCAAGAUUCCUGUUCAGAGUAAUUGAAACCACCGCGUUUCCAAGUCCAUUAUUACAAGCCCGGAUUCGUGAACAUCAGAGCCACGCAAAACAGAAGAGUGGACAACAAACACACACACACAAGUCUACAUGA
This is a messenger RNA of Protobothrops mucrosquamatus (brown spotted pit viper), 3645 nucleotides long. It is a transcript of the gene ATP10D, whose product is annotated as ATPase phospholipid transporting 10D (putative). The record is from RefSeq and is a predicted model, not a curated record. NCBI's taxonomy places the organism in Eukaryota, Metazoa, Chordata, Lepidosauria, Squamata, Viperidae. Gene Ontology annotation, molecular function: magnesium ion binding; ATP hydrolysis activity; ATPase-coupled intramembrane lipid carrier activity. The transcript is spliced from 22 exons. Gene Ontology annotation, biological process: phospholipid translocation. Bases 1 to 3645 code for a protein of 1214 amino acids. Gene Ontology annotation, cellular component: plasma membrane.